Molecule: messenger RNA, 1407 nt
Organism: Oppia nitens
Lineage: Eukaryota; Metazoa; Arthropoda; Arachnida; Sarcoptiformes; Oppiidae
Product: rho GTPase-activating protein 45-like
Exons: 6
Coding region: 43-1407 (454 amino acids)
Biological process (GO): signal transduction; activation of GTPase activity
Molecular function (GO): GTPase activator activity
Source: RefSeq, a predicted model, not a curated record
AUAUUCAUUAACUAAGACGACGACGACGACGAAGACUACGACAUGUAUUUAAGUCCAGUGCCAGAAAAGUCGACAAAAACUAAGUCCGAGCCUAAACAACAACAGUCCCAACAACCAGUGGUUUAUAGCCAUGUGAUCAGCGGUGGCAGCGGCGGCGGUGGCGGUGGCGGCGGCAGUAGCAGUGGCGGCGAUGGACCAUCAAAACCGUUUGAUUGGCAAAAAAAUCAGUCGUCCAGACACUCAAAGAUAAGAAAAGGUCGUCACCGAAAGCCAAGCUAUUGUAGCGAUUCGGAGACCGAAAGCAGUACCGGCUGUGCACACGCCUACGACGAUCUUUGUCUAACUGUUCCCAAUACGAAAAAAUGGAGUCUACCGUUGCCGGCCGGUCCACGAGGCAGCGAAUCCGAUAGCACCAGUAGUUCGUGGAGUGCCCGAUCGGCCGACGAAACUACCGAAGACGAACGAAGUCCUAUUCCCAGUCCCAGUGCCUCAACACAGAGCUGUGAGGCACUGAUAUCUGAGACACAGUCGUCGGCCGACGAGAUUAAAGCCAAAUGGAAACGACCGAAAAAGAUAUCAAAAGCGGCCGAAACUCAUAAAUUGCAGCGAAUGAAGACAACAAACUACGGGAGGUGUAAGAUAUGCGAUACUUAUGUCUACUUUUGGGGCUUUCAAUGUACUGAGUGUCAACUAAUAAGCCAUAAAAAAUGCUUGAAAAAGAUGACAAUAAUGUGUCCGAAAGCACCCUUACCGCCCAAAUCAAACAUCAUGAACAUGGAUCUGACACUAACCGACCACGAAGUACCCGUACUGGUGGUCAAGUGUACGCUGGAAAUUGAACGCCGAAGCUGUACAACGCCGGGUAUCUAUCGGAUGACUGGUGUGGCCUCAAGGGUACAGAAAAUAUUGAAAAGUUUUGAAAGCGGUCCGCAUUUGAUCGAUGUUAGCGAUGUUACGCCAAACGAUUUGUGUUCAGUACUGAAAGUAUUUCUACGUGAGCUUAAGAAUCCAUUGAUUACCAAUGAUGUCUACAAAGAGUUUAUAGAUAUCGGCCGCGUAUACAAACGCGACGACGACCUACAGGAGCGCAAAGUCGAUUUGAUUACCGCCCUCCGGUCAGUGGUCGGUAAAUUGCAUAACAAUCAUCGCCAGACACUAACCUAUUUGAUUCAUCAUCUCAAACGUAUAACCAACUAUCACGAACAAAAUAAUAUGUCGCCCAAUAGUUUGGGUAUCAUAUUUGCGCCAACCAUAUUCCGGCCCAGGGAUGCCAUAAACGACUUGUUUACUGAAGUAUUUGAAGCCGGACCCCAGGCCCGGGUUAUUGAACUAAUGAUCACAUUUGUCAAUGAAGUUUUCGGACAUCAGUCGCAAUCGCAUAAGUUUUUGUAUGAAUUUGUUAAUUAA